AUGGAACAAAGUCAAAAACUUGUUCAAGUUAUUGAAAAGGGUAACACGGAUAGAAAUGAACAUCAUAGAAGAAAGGCUGAUGAUACAAUUUUAUUUACGGAUUUGGAUUCUAUAUCUGAUCUAGAGUUUUGUCACUACAUUCAAAAUGAAAAAGAAGAAUUUACAGAGAAAGAGCACAAACAUCCGAACAUGGUGAACAAGAAGAAUGAUUUCAAUAUCAGGGAUCUCAAUAUUGAGCAUCUCAGUAUCAAGGAGAAAGAGCUCAAGAUGAAAACCAACCAUCUCAUGAUCAAGGGCAAAGAUCUGAAAAUGCCCCACAACAAGAUUAUAAUUUAUGUUAUUGCUUUCGGUUUGAUGUUUGGUGGGUUUGAUUUUAACUUUUAA
Humulus lupulus (European hop) is the source of this 384-nucleotide messenger RNA. RefSeq lists its product as uncharacterized. Lineage: Eukaryota; Viridiplantae; Streptophyta; Magnoliopsida; Rosales; Cannabaceae. The coding region runs from base 1 to 384 and encodes 127 amino acids. The transcript has 2 exons. The record is from RefSeq and is a predicted model, not a curated record.